Halichondria panicea is the source of this 1071-nucleotide messenger RNA. RefSeq lists its product as uncharacterized. The transcript has 5 exons. The coding region runs from base 136 to 1032 and encodes 298 amino acids. The record is from RefSeq and is a predicted model, not a curated record. NCBI's taxonomy places the organism in Eukaryota, Metazoa, Porifera, Demospongiae, Suberitida, Halichondriidae.
CGUGUGAUAACGUCACACUACUAUUGUGCUGAAUUAGCAGUUUUGUAAAUAGAGGCGUUGCCCAUCCAACUUUGUCAACAUUCCUCUGCAUGCUGUGAUCUCUAAAUCUAGUGCCUAGGCCUUUAAUACUAUAGGAUGGCUGAGCACAUAGCCCCCCCACCCUACGAUGAGGAGCUGCCAGGCUUUGUGGCCAGUAUAGACACCUACCAACCUAGUGCCCCACCACGAGACUUUGGAACACCUUACGAGCAGCUUGAUGGAGGAGGCAGUCCUACAGUAACUGAAGAGAGACAUGAGCAGACACCAUUGGGACGCAGAGCUCAGAAGACCACUAUUGAUAAGUUUGUCAAUAGUUAUGUGUCGUACAGUGUGGCCAACAACCUAAGAAAGUACAUCAUACCCAAACACGAGGAGCAAGACCCUGAGCUCGAUGUGGAGGCACAGUUUGGUCGAAAUGCAGUACGGACUGCUCAGAUGGCCAUUGCUAAGAAGAAGAGGAUGCAAUGCAUUAAUGGCUGGCUUUGGUGUUUUGGAGUUAUGCUCAUUCCUGUGUAUAUUGCUCUACCAGUCCUAAUGGUCGUUUUCGGAGUGAUUGGUAUUGGAGAGUGCCCAUUCAGAGGUGACACCAUCAUCGUGUAUCUGAUAGGUGGAGGGAUACUCUUGGGCCUAAUGGUCCUCCUGCGUAUAGCCCCUUCACUACUCAGUUGUAUGCGAGCUAGAAACUGGUGCAUGUCUCGAGACUCCACUCGCUCUGCAAAGGGAAUAUGUUCCAUUGAAGCUCUCUUUUAUCUGUUUCUAUUUGUCAAUCUCAUCGUACUUUUUCUUGGAACGUACACCAUUUUCACGGAGGGUAAACCGCCGCCUACAUGUUCUGAUUUUCCAUUACUAGCUCCUAACUGUUGUGAUGCAUUUGUGUAUGUUUCUAGUGCCACUUUUACCAUUUCUCAGUACAUUUUGUAUGUGUUGACUAGUUUGUACUUGUGUUUAGUUCUGUGCUGUAUUAGAAGUAUGAAAAACAAGGUUGGUGCAUAAAUUGUGUUAUUGUUGUGAUAAAUAGGUAAAGAUCGUUAA